CAUGCCCCGGAAAUCAUCGUUCUACAGUCCUGAUUCUGUUGCCGACAGAUGGAGGCUACUCUUGUGUCUGAGAAGCCUGUGCCGCUCAACUUGUUUGCAAACGAUGAAACUGUCAUGAGGUUCAAGGAUGACCUUAGAGAAGAGACUGUCGGGGUUCGAGAAGUCUCUGACAAACAGGAUGAUAUUGUAGAGCCCAAUCGCGCUGUACCAGCGCCACAAAACGACAACAGCAAUUGGGCGCAGGACCCUACGUAUGAGACAGCAGAGGCACCAGGUUCGACGCAUACUAUCGCGCCAGACGAUCACACAAGAAACACUGAGAAAACCGACGAUAUCGGGGCGUUUCCAGACCAAGAUGACUGGCAGAACAGAAUCAAAAGCUUGCCACGAAUUCCUGCUGUCAGGAUGAUGAACUUCGACCAAUUCAAGAACCGCCAUGGACUGGAGAAUGGCAUUCAUAUUAUCGAGGUUCUCCGAGCUGGUUCAGGCACGAAGAACGAAAUCAAUAACUCGCAGCUUGAACCCACCAGAGGGACAAAGAAUCAUACCGCGGAAGACCCUGAUCUCAACGGAACCUGGAUUCAGCGGGUUCGAAUUCAGUCAGAACCUAUCAUGCGCUAUGUUCAAUAUGUCGCAGGGGCCAGUGGCUUGGACGUCACCCGACCAUGGACUUUCUUUCGGCCGUUCCAUUUCUUUAUCAUCUUUCGUUCAAAGUUGAAGGAAGAACUCGAGAACUUGGAACGGACAUGGGCCUAUGCCGAGAGGUUGGAUUCUUCUGGCCUCAAGCAAACGGCGACAGCGGAAACUAAAGCGAGGGAAACGGCGCCGGUUCAAGACAAGAAGAGUGACCCUGAUGCCGACGACAAUAAGCAACCAGAGAUGGAUCCCACUGGGCCCGAAAUGAGCAGCAUCACUGCCUUGAGACAUAUGAGGUGUUUUGUGGAGUUCAUCGACAGAGAGAUAUACCCCAUAUUUGAGCGCUACAGGGGAACCUCCCAGCAAAAGGUCCGCUUCGGUGAUCUUUGGUUGCUCCUCAAGUAUAACGAGAUGCUUUACUCUCCUCCCGAGGGCGAAGAGUAUCAAAAUUCAAGCCAGCCCAUGUCACCAAAAGCGAAGUCAAUGAGUCAAACAGUGUGGAAGCUCUGUGGAGAAUGGAUCCCCACCCCGAAAGAUGGACACCCCCACGACUUGGGAGAGGAUUCCCAGGAAUAUCAAGCGACAUGCUAUUACAUCGACCAUGACGGUGAGUCAUAUGGAGCCGUUAAACAUGUCUUCAAGAUCCAGUACUUCGAAGGCGAGAAAGAUAUCACUUCUCUGCCCGUAUACCCGCUGCGUUUUGCCAAAGACGCUGAACAGAUCUUUUCCAGGCUCAAAGCACAGGGCGAAAGAUUUCAGUCAUUGAUUAACGAGAGACACCUUCGCUAUGAGGGAUGGACGGUCAUCUACAGUCCUACGGGGAAGUUGGAGACGGACUUCAAGACACCCGAGCACAUUGAGAGUGAAGUGAUCAUUGACUUGGCCGAGGGUUACCAGCGAUACCCGGCAUGUAAACCUGAAUUUGUCAGGUAUUAUCUCGAUACGGACUUUUGGUCCCUGGGAGAAGACAAUAUCGAAAUUAAGCAUUGGUCUGAUGCAAAACGGACGAUGUUGCUACAGGCCACCAAGGAAAAGUUGGUUCUGGCAGACCCCUCAUUCAACCGGAAUUACAAUAAUUGGCUAAAAGGCCAGCCGUCGUUUCAGAUAGGUCUGGAAAGAGAGCUCACUCAAGUGACAGGAGAAGACCUUGCACUUUUCCCGCGGCGAUUGAUGGCGUAUGUGUUACGGGAGAGAAAGUUCGUAAUGGUAGACAUCGGGUCGCUGCAGCCAGUGAUGGCGCAUACAAAUGCUUUUCGAGAUCUGAAAAUCAAGCCCAGCCACAAGCGCACCGUGAUGUCACUCGUCCAGGCGCAUUUCAAGCGGGAAGAAUGGCGAAAGAAACACCCGCGAGUCGAACUCAACCAAGAUCUCAUUCCGGGCAAAGGCAGCGGUUUGAUUAUCCUGCUACACGGUGCCCCUGGCGUGGGCAAAACGGCUACUGCGGAAACAGUUGCUCAGGCCGCCAAAAGGCCACUCUUUGCCAUCACCUGCGGCGAUUUGGGACUGACCCCGAGUGAGGUUGAAGAGGCGCUCAGUAACAUCACCCGCCUGGCCCACCUCUGGGGCUGUGUGCUACUCCUGGAUGAGGCGGACAUAUUUCUGUCUCGAAGAGGUAUAACCGAUUUCAAACGGAAUGCUCUUGUCUCAGUCUUUCUCCGUGUGCUCGAAUAUUACAGCGGUAUUCUCUUCCUCACUACCAACAGAGUUGGGUCGAUCGACGAAGCAUUCAAGUCUCGCAUUCACAUGAGCUUGUACUAUGAGCCUUUAAAACGGACUCAGACUCUGGCCAUCUUCCAGACCAACAUUGACCGACUUAAGAGAAUCGAACUCAAGAGACAGGAGCAGGCUCGGGUCGAAAACUGGAAAGAGCCACCGUUGACUAUCAAUGAAGAGGGCAUUCUAGACUAUGCCGGAUGGUAUUACGAUUCCUUCCCAGAAGCGCGCUGGAAUGGACGGCAGAUCCGCAAUGCUUUCCAAGUCGCAUUUUCUCUCGCUCAGUACGACACAAGGAGAAGCUCACUGGAUAGCUGGGGAGAGAGUGCAGAACCGGAGGAUGAGGAGGCAUCCGCCGGCCCAACCCUGGAUUGGAUCCAGUUCGAGCGGGUCGCCGAGGCGAUCGACCAGUUUGAUAUCUACUUGCAGGAAGCGACGGGAGUCACGGACCUAGACGCUGCGCGGGUCGACCGCGUCCGGGCUGACGACUUCGACUACCGCCGAACCGCACCUCGACCGCGAUAUCAGCCCGCACGACUGACCAGCGAGAGACCCGUCGAGAUCCAGUUUGCUCGACCUGACGCCUUUCGCCCCAAUCCUCGUUCCAACCCACCUCGGCGUCUCGCUCCAGGUCGAGGAAAUCCUGCAAGCCAUAAGCACAUGGCCAGCCACGGAGGCCUGUACGAGCUGAGUCGACGGCGCUAUCAGCCGGGUCAGGGCGCUUCUGCAGGUCUCGCACCGCGCUGGCCUCAAGGCCGAAGCGGCAAUUCGGUUCCGGCGGACUGGGAUGACGAAGCCUCUAUCUACGCGGAUGACGCGCAGAUGUUGGACGAUGCUGAUUAUAAGGAGGCCUCGUAUGCGCGUGAAGAUGAUUUUGACGAUGAGGACAGGUAUUAA
Molecule: messenger RNA, 3246 nt
Organism: Aspergillus homomorphus CBS 101889
Lineage: Eukaryota; Fungi; Ascomycota; Eurotiomycetes; Eurotiales; Aspergillaceae
Exons: 2
Coding region: 49-3246 (1065 amino acids)
Molecular function (GO): ATP binding; ATP hydrolysis activity
Source: RefSeq, a predicted model, not a curated record